Molecule: messenger RNA, 252 nt
Organism: Sphaeroforma arctica JP610
Lineage: Eukaryota; Ichthyosporea; Ichthyophonida
Exons: 1
Coding region: 1-252 (83 amino acids)
Source: RefSeq, a predicted model, not a curated record
AUGAGAGUGAGAGACAGAGUGUGGAGACUGGAGUGUGGAGACUGGAGUGUGGACUGUGGACUGUGGAGACUGGAGGGGACUGGAGAGUGGGGAGUGUGGACUGUGAAUGUCGAGGGUGGGCUGUGGAGUGUGGACUGUGGACUGUGGACUCAACGGAGUGUGGACUGUGGACUCUAUGGAGUGUGGACUCACUGGGGAGUGGGGAUUGGGGACUGUAGAGUGUGGAGUGCCGGAUUCAGGGAAGGUACAUAA